AUGAACGCAGUCAAAAGCCGUCUAACGCAACGAUGUACUUACACUACCCUCCGCCACGCCAGUUCGUCCGCGAUCGAUCGUCUACACCUCGACAUCAACGCCGGCGCCUACCGCGACGAAUCGAACGCUCCCAAGGCAGCUCAUCAACAGACCAUCACUCGAUCCAAAGCCGCUACGAUCGGUCAGGCCACGCGUUGGGAUGUCGAUCUUCCUAUCGAAUUGGUCAGAGCCGUCGAUCAACUAGUGGACCGUAAGCUUCGACCGCAUCUGCGCCGGCUCCACACGAGCUCGAGUGGUAAAGCUGACGACGGCCGCCGCCCUCGUUCCCACGCCUACAGAAUACGAAGGCGAAAAGAGUUCGAUCCGGACAUCCGCCCUUGAACUCUACGAACGCCUUAGAUCGACCUCUUCCCUUCUCCCGAACCACGUCACCACCCCUUCCCCCUCUUACACCCCACUAAACUCCCUCGCCUACCUCUCAGGUCUCAUGCCCUCGGUCUACGCAGCGACCGUCCACGUCCUCGAAAUGACGCGCCAAAGGAUCGGUUGGCUAAAGGGGGGAGAAGGGGAGUGGGUUCCGAAUCGGGUCGUGGAAUUCGGGUCCGGAACGGGCAGUGGGGCUUGGGCCGCGAGGAGGGUUUGGAAGGAUUCCGAAGUGGAAGUUGAGUAUGUCGGGCUGGAUAAGGAUCGGUCGAUGGUCGAGUUGGGGAGUAGGAUCAUCGGAGCGUUACCGAAGAGGAUGGUCGAUUUGGAUUUGCAGUCGGACGAGACAGAAGUCACGGACGGCGGCGAGGAUCCUUCCCCGACGACGAUGACGACAACGAUGUCGGCCAAGAUGCACCAACUCGCGAUCCCCGCCUCGGUCUCUUCCUUUGCCCGACUAGGCAUACCCCUCAAUCCCAAGUCCCAAUCCUCCAAAUCAUGGAACCAGACACUGGUCCUCUCCUCUUUCUCCCUGGGCGACUUGAGCACUCGGGAAAAGAGGAAAGAAUUCGUUCGAUCGAUGUGGGAAACGGGGGCCAAGGUGAUCGUCAUUGUUGAAAGGGGGACGCCGAGGGGCAGUCGAAUCGUCAAGGAUGCGAGGGAACAGUUGUUGAUGUAUGGCGCUAGGGAUGCGGAGAAGAUCGUCAGUGAGGAGGGAUCGGAGAAGGACAUGGACAGCGGUUGCUUUGUCCUUGCUCCCGUGAGUCCACCAUUUUUGUCUUUGGCUUUGGUUCGAAGCCUGACCCCGAUCUCAUUCCACAGUGCGCUCAUGAUGGAGCAUGCCCUUUACACCAUUCGAUCAACAUGUUUUGUCACUUUGCUCAACGAGGUCAGUCGCGUGAUCAGUUCUCUUGGACUCCUCUCGUCGGCGGAAACUCAUCCCCGCGCGUCUCAUUCUUCUCAGUCCGAUCCCCCGCCUUUCAUCGCGCGACCAAGCAUUCGAACCAAGGACACGAGAUUGCUCGUUUCUCCUACGUCGUCAUCAAACGUGGAACACGACCUUCGACUCCUCCGCCCGCUCCACUCUUCACCAAAGACCUCCUCUCCACGUCCCUCGUGGCCGACUCGUCCCCCCCUGCCCCCACUACGCCCUCCACAUCAACCCGCUGGACCUGGCCACGCAUCAUCUCCCCCCCAUCCAAGCGAUCCGGCCACAUCAUCCUCGACGUCUGUUCACCCCCUUCUGCCCAGGAUCGUUCCUCCUCCGCCUCCUCCUCCUCCUCGGGGCAAAUCGAACGGCACAUCAUCCCCAAAUCCCAAGGUCGUCAAGCCUAUUACGAUGCGCGCAAAUCGUCCUGGGGCGACAGUUUCCCUCAUCCUCCCAAGAACGGAGCGGUUCCGAUCCAGAUCCAUUCCGAUGGUCUCAAGCUAGGUAAAACCAAGAAGGAACCAAGGACAGAAAAACAAGGUUGGAAGGAGAAGGGUCGAAAGGGGUGGAAGAGGAAGGAGAGGGAGGCUCAGGAGAUGCAGGAUUUCGGCGAAGUGUUGGGCGGCGAUGAAGCGGAUGGGACGGGGGUGAGGGAGUUUCAGUUGAAUUUGGGGGAGGACGAGAAACUUUAUCAGGUUUGA
Molecule: messenger RNA, 2052 nt
Organism: Microbotryum saponariae
Lineage: Eukaryota; Fungi; Basidiomycota; Microbotryomycetes; Microbotryales; Microbotryaceae
Source: the annotation of a GenBank genome assembly